AUGCCUUCUCUACACGACACCCGGCUCCUCUCAAACUUGCUCAAGACGGAGAAGGACUCGGCUCAGGCGUUCAAGCAGUAUACGCUUGCGGCGCAGUCGGCGAGUGCGGCGUUGAGUGCGUGGAGUGUCGCAGACUCGACGGGCACGGGGGACUUGAUGGACGCCGCGAUCCGCAUCUCCCAGCUCCUCUCAACCAUCACCGACUCCCAACGCCUCUACCUAACCUCCCUCACCACCUACCGCUCCUCACUCAAAGACGUCCUAGCGCGCGAACAAGCCCUCCGAACAGUCGUCCGCGACCGCGAGAUCCUCGUCAAUCGACUGAUCAAGAUUGGGAAUAAGAGACCGAAGGAUGGGGGCGAGAGGGAACAUGAGGCCAAGUUGGAGGAUGCACAGAGGGAGUUGCAGGCUUGCGAGACCUUCUUGCAGGAGGAAGAGCUCGCCCUCGCUCACGCCAAGCGGCGCUCGUUCCGCGAGGCCCUCAACGCCCGCAUGCAAGCGAUGAAUGCCCUCUCGCACGUCAUGGACGACUGCUCUGUCGAGGCGGUCGACAUCCUCUCGACCCUCCAAAGCGACAACUUUGAGCCCGCGCACCCGGACGGCGACGUCCAGCUCAGGAGGGAGUACGACCUCGGUUCCGACGCGGGGGACUCGAUCGCACCCAGCCAGUCAGCCAGUCAAGCCAUGUCCCGUGCCUCGUCUUCCUCGUCCCUCUCCAGCCUGAACCUCCAACAAGCCCCUCCGAUCCCUCACAACCUCCAAAUUGACCCUUCCUCUCGCGCGCGCUCCACGAGCCCGAGCAGGGCAGCCCAAGUCCCGCUUCCAGCUUCGCCCGUCCCGCGCGCCAAAUCACCCGCUCGUGUCACGUCGACCCUCCCUCCACCCGUGAUGAUGCCGCCCGUCCCAUCCGCCCCUCCGCCCGUCUCGAGCCAAGUCUACACUGAACGCCAGCCCGGCCUUCCGACGUUCGAGAUCCCCAAAGCUCCGAACCUCCUUCGAAGGCCGGACGAGUCUUCCUCCGACGAAGAAGACGAGCAGUACGGCGGCUUGAGGCGAAACGAGCGCAGUAGUCAUUACCCGCUUGAUUCGCCGGCGUAUGAGCAGCCUGCGCGGUUGAGGCGCAGGGCGGCGAGCGAUACGAGCUCGAUUCGUGGUGGCGGAGGGGGCAGGAAGAGGAAGGGCUCGUUCCUCGGCGGUCUGGCGAGCUUGUUCCGCCGCAACAAGAACCGCGACCGAGACUCGAUGUCGGUGCGCGACUUUGAGACGGGCGGAUCGGCGGACUAUGCGGGUGCGAGGUCGAGGCUUGCGAAUUCUGCUGGCGGAGGAGGAGGAGCGGCUGAUGGACGCAACGACGCCGUCAUGCGCUCGGUCAUGAACGCCGGUCGUGUCCCCGCUCGUCGACGCGCAGGAGCAGACGCCGACUCGUCUGACGACGACGUCCCGCGCCACUUGACCAAGCACGUCAACGACCCCAAGGCGCGCAUCAAGGCUCUCAGCGACGUCGGUCGGCCUUCGAGUCCUGCGAUGCCUGUCUCAAGCGCGAGCGCAGGGAGGCCGAAGCUCCAGCGCAAGGGCACGAGCGCGAGCACGGUCCGUCCUAUGAGCGUCGCGGGCGUGCCGGGACACGAGACGGCGCCGAGGAGGAAGAAGGCGAGCUCGACCACCGGCGGGACGAAGAAGGUCAAGAAGGCGGCGAGCGAUAUUGGCGUCACCUCGUCCGGGUGGAAGAGCACCGCUCCGCCGGCUUCGUUGCAGGUCCCCAAGGCGCCGACGACGGACGGAAUCGCGGACCUCGCGACGGGCGUCUCGCUCCCUCCCCCUCCCGCGCCAAUCAACUUCCCCUCGCCUGCGUUCGCCCCGCGCCAGUCAGGCGGCACGCCCGCCGCACCAGCCGAGACGGGUUCUCUCAAGCGGAAGAAGACGAAGAAGGUUCCUGCUGCUGCCGCACCGAGCGGCUCGGUCACGCCUACCCAGCCCGCAGCCCACGCACACGGAUCGAAGCACCACCACCCCGACACGGUCAUCCUCUCCGCCGAGGCGCUGGGGAUCCCGACUGCCGGUGCGAUCCCGCAGCCCCAGCAGCCCCAGCAGCAGCAAGGGUUGGUGAGGAGCAACACGACUUCGACGCAGGCGACCACGAUCAAGCGCAAGAAGAAGAAGUCGGUCGUCCCUCCCAACGUCGAUGGCGUCACGGCCAACGGCGUUCACAGCCAGCAGAAGGCCCUCCCGACGGCUGAUCAGCUCGCUGCGACCCUCCCGCAUGCCGUCUCGGGCAGUUCGGCGCUGAACGCGCACCUCCCCCGCCCGGACGAGGACACGAACGCGUAUCAGCACACAACCAAGCAGCCUCGGCCCGUCUCGAGCGCGACCGUCACUCCCGCCUCGACGCAGCCAACCUCGACGCAGACACCGGCAAACAAGCCGAUCAUCUCGCUCGCGGCGCAAGAAAAGCGGUCGAAGCGUCUCUCGGCCUUGCACGGCGACGCCAACUGGGUCCAGCACCCUCCUCCUCCCGCCGCUGCGCCUCGCGCGUCGCGUGGACGAGCAGACGUCCACGAAGGCGAGGAGAGCCUGCUCAGUGUUGUUGACCGCGCGGAAGGGGCAGAGACCGUACAGCCUUCGAGGACGUAUGGCGCGCAGUCGACGGUCGCCGGCACCAAUGGGGGGUUGAGUCCCCCUUCGGCUGGAGAGACGCCCGACCGCUCUACCUCCUCGACUUCGACUCCGCAACUCUCGAAGCGCAAAUCCGUCCGACUAGCCGAGACGUCCGAGGAUGCCUCGGCUCCGAAACCCACCUCCACUCUCUCGCCUUCCUCGUCAAUCCGCUCCGCAACGUCCGCACCCCGCCCGGGAAUAUUGAUCCAACGCGACCCCUCCCCCGUCCCAGGCUCGCUGGCCGCCUCGCUCCAGACCUCCCCUUCCUCCUCUCACUCUCAUUCGCAGGGAGACGCAGGGAACUGGCCCACCCGCGCGAGUUUGCGCGCGGCGAUGGCUGACUCGUCUGAUGAGGAAGGGAGCGACGGGGAGGGGAUGAAGGCGUAUCGCCAGGCGAGGAAGAUGCUUGGAGGGCGGACGAGGGAGAUGCAGAGGGCGCUGACGAGGGAGGAGAAGGGGAAGGGGAGGGCUGAGUAG
Molecule: messenger RNA, 3132 nt
Organism: Rhodotorula toruloides NP11
Lineage: Eukaryota; Fungi; Basidiomycota; Microbotryomycetes; Sporidiobolales; Sporidiobolaceae
Exons: 4
Coding region: 1-3132 (1043 amino acids)
Biological process (GO): endocytosis; negative regulation of protein kinase activity; eisosome assembly
Cellular component (GO): eisosome filament; plasma membrane
Molecular function (GO): lipid binding
Source: RefSeq, a predicted model, not a curated record